Messenger RNA from Panicum virgatum (switchgrass), 1445 nucleotides. RefSeq lists its product as uncharacterized. The record is from RefSeq and is a predicted model, not a curated record. The transcript is spliced from 2 exons. Lineage: Eukaryota; Viridiplantae; Streptophyta; Magnoliopsida; Poales; Poaceae. The coding region runs from base 206 to 898 and encodes 230 amino acids.
GGCGGCAACCGAGGCCGAGCCCUGGCUGUUUCGCCUUCGUCGUCUCUGCUCGCUCAACCUCCCAAGGACAAGGACGCAGUCACGCAGGUGACAUCGACCUCCUCUGUCUCUCCGCGCACAAGAUCGAAUUAUUCCUUCAGAGGUCGGAGCAAUCGCGGCGCGGUUUCCGUUGGCGCGGCCGUGCAAAAAAAAAACGCUGCCCUCCAUGGGCGGCGCGGAGCUGGAGGGGAGGCCGGCGAUGCCGCAGGCGCUGAUGCUCAAGGAGUGGCUGGAGCUGGAGUCCAGCGCGGAGCUCUCCCGCGACGGCUUCGGCUGCUACCCGCGGCACCUCGCCGCCGAGCUCCGGAGCGCCAGCGGCAGGCGGCGGAACGGGGACGUCAUCGCCAGGUUCUCGGCCGCGGUGAGGGCCGCGGAGGCGGUGGCGGUGGCGGUGGCCGCGCUCCCCAGGACCAGGAGCCUCUCGAGGCGGCUGCGGGUUGGGUUCUGGAACAGGAAGCGGAGGGGGGAGGCGGAGGAGACGGACAGGCCAGUGGCCAGCUGCUCCGCGACGGCCGCGAGCAGCGGGAGGACGGAUGCGUCGUCGCCGGCAAUGUCCCCGCGUCGCAUGAGCUGGGAGGGACGGCAGGCCGGUGGCGAAGGUGCGGGUCAUGUCAGCGGCGGGCGUCGGAGCCAUGAAAAAAUGGUUGCGGGAUGCGAGUGUCGCUUGGACGAGGCGCGGGAGCGGGAGCAGCGGCUGAGCCCCGUGUCGGUGAUGGAUUUCCUCAGCCAGGACGGAGACGAUGGCCACGACAACGACUGCAACGACCACGGCGGCGGCGGCGGCGGCGGCCACAGCGAGGACGGCGACGGCGCCUCACCGGCGUUCGAGCGAAGCCUAGCCAACAUCCGAAGUAACUAGUAAGCCUCCUCUGCUUUCCGUUUGGCCCAAUUUCCAAUUGAACUCAGUUGACCCAGUUCACUCCUUUACCUCCAUGCAAGUUGCGCUGCUCUGCUUCGUGUGCAUCCGUUUCCUUUUUCUUUUUCGAAUUUCUCACGCACAACUGUAUGUUAAAAAAAUGGUAGUACUCGGUCGAAAGGCCGAAAGGGCACAUUGGCUCUGGUCAUGUUGGUAGCAGAAGCUUUUCUCCGCCGGACUCUGUACUUCGUAGUGCAGGUGUAGCAGCUGCGACACGCCGACAGCAGCAGUUGCCCGCACAGCUCGUUGUCUUGUCUCAUGUCAGAGCUAGACUGGCUGCUUUCAACAUUUCACGGGGGACAGUCGUCGGGCAAUCUGGGCCGUUGGAAUAGACCAACGAGCGCGCACGCGUGUAACCUGACGCGCACAAUCCGUUGGCGUACUAGGGUUUAGGAUCGACGGUUGUUUGGUUCAGGGAUUUUUUUAGUCCCUGGAACUUUUUAGUAUUUAGAAAUAUUAAAUAAAUGUUAAUUAUAAAACUAACUGCAGA